Molecule: messenger RNA, 978 nt
Organism: Soboliphyme baturini
Lineage: Eukaryota; Metazoa; Nematoda; Enoplea; Dioctophymatida; Soboliphymatidae
Source: the annotation of a GenBank genome assembly
AUGAAUUCGAACGCAAGUGGCGUCAUUAUUCUUCUGGAGUUGCUGCGCGUAUUUUCGAAGUUAUACAGAAAUAUGAAGACCAGUCCAAAGUAUAACUUGAUUUUUCUGCUCUCCGCUGGAGGAAAACUGAACUAUCAAGGGACAAGGCAAUGGAUCGAUAACUAUUUUGAACGCUAUGAUAGUCACAGCAACGUGGGCUCCAAAGUCCAUUACGCAUUAUGCUUAGACAGCUUAGCGAAGAGUAGCCAGCUGUUCAUGCAUGUAUCUAAGGUGCCGAAGAACGAAAGUUACUUGGCCAACUUUCAUCAGCAACUGGUCGGAGCAGCGGAACUAUUCAACCGCAGUGUCGUCAUUGUUCAGAAGAAGAUCAACCUAGCCGAAGAUUUCCUGGCGUGGGAACAUGAACGUUUUAACAUUCGGAAGAUCUAUGCUACUACGCUUUCUACGUCUAAAACACAUAAAGAUAUAACUAGCCGCUCAAUUUUGGACUUGAACAAAUCGGAGUACGCAGAUGUUCUCUCCAAAAAUAUAAACAUAAUCUCCGAAGGGUUGUUUCGUUAUUUGUUCGGUAUGUCAGACCUUGUUUCCGAACGUUUUAUUCAAGGAGAAGAGUCAAUAGUUCCGCAUGUUAAAAUGUGGCUCCGGUACUUCAGUACUACUCCCAGAAGUGCACAGGUUUUCGUUGGCUCUCAGGACAACUCUUUUCUGAACGACAUGUUGGCGUACAUGGAAACGUUUGCUAGCGAAGCAGCUUUGAUGCCUGUUGCGGCGGAUAAAAAAGAUCCUGAAUUCGUUCUUUUCGAAGGCGUCGAAGAUGUAAUUUUUGCAUAUAGUAUUAAGCCCGCCCUCUUUGAUUUGGUUCUUGCUGUCAUCGUUGCUGGUUACGUCUUCUCGGUGUAUUUUACGGUUGUGAAUAUAUCUGUCGUGCAGCAGAGGGUACGACGAAUACUGAAGCUCAGACAUGAGAAACUGCGAUAA